AUGCCGGAUGGGGCUGUUCACGUCAAAGUGACCAGGCGAGAAGAACCCAGACGCGACCAGUCACAGUCCGCUUCCAGUCAAACCGAGGAGGGGGGCAAGGGAGAUGCGACGAAAUUACUAGAAGAUGGCGAAUGCGGAAGGUGCCGCCAAGGGCGUCGAUAGAACGCUUGGGGUCAAAAUGAGGAAAUGGUCUCAAGAACCGCAAAAAUCCACGAUUGGGGGUAAGGGUUCGAAAUCGCGGGGGCCCGAGUGGAAUUCUAACGAGCGUAUCUGGUCGGCAAAGCUGAGGCGGCUUAGGACGUGCACGUCAACCUAGCCACGCCACUUCUUCCAGAGGAUUCGUCAGGAAGGAUAGCACGUUAUGUAAGGGGCGUGAUGUAUGAACUGAAAAAUCAGAAAAUUAACAUUUCUGAUGAGGGAUCCUAGGAAGCGAUAUUACACACAAAGGAAGAAAAUGCGGUCGGAUACGGAAAGUUAGUGAAGGCGUCCUACAUUCCCGAUGGCCCUUUCUCGUUGUCAUAAAGAAUGUUGUCCGGGAAGGAUGAGGAAAAUAAAAGUUUAAUCAAGUCAGUAUUCAGAUAAAGGCGCAGCCCUCUCUUAAGAGUUUGUAGAUUAUCUGAAGAUUUUUUAUUUAUUGGAAGGUUAUUCCAGAGGAAAUUUUACUUGGAAGCGAAAAAAAGAGAUCGCUUAGAGGUGGAGGAAGCGGGAGGAGGUAUAAUCAGGGAAGAAUUGCGACGAUUGUAUGCGAGACAACUAGGAAUAAGUGCUGAAAUUCGAGGGAGACUUAAACUAUUAUUAAUGCGAAAUAGGAAACAGAAGCCUGCUUACUUAGACAGGUAUGACUUUAUAAAGUCGAUUAGGUGACUGCGAACUCCCAAAGCGUCUAAUUUAACCAAGAGUCUUUUAUGUGACACUUUAUCAAAGGCUUUACUAAAAUCAAAAUAGAUAACGACAACAGAUAGAUAGUCAUUUCGAAGAGAAGUUAGUAGAUUGAGAAACGACAGAUGGCAUGUUUCACAAGAGCGAUCUGAUAAAAAACCAUGCUGGAAAGGGCUAACAACUUGAUUGGUUAUGCAAAUUCGUCAAUUUUCAAGGCGAUUAUUUUUUCGAAGAUUUUGACGGGAGAAGAUAUUUUAUGGACCCAUUUGAUAGUUUGAACAUCAGAACGACAGCCAGACUUAGAUACUAUAAUGAUCAUAGAGGUUUUCCAAUAGUCAGAAAAGAAGCCAUUUACGAGAAAUAUUGAAAAGAGUUUGUCAAGCAGAGGAGGAAAAUCUCUUAGCUGCUUUAUAAGAGAGUUCGGGAUAUUGUCCGUACCUACUGAGUGAGAGUUAGGAAAAUUGUUUAUCAGUAUUUGAAUAACUUCAGGAGAAAAAAUAAAUGAUGCUGAGAGAGGCAUCAUACAACGUAGGAAUUAAAGGGAUUGGAUCAGUUUCAAUGGUGAAAUGUUUGGCAAACAAUGAACAUUUAUGCUUUGCCUGACAACUCUGGAAUGAAGGUUUCGUUGGUACUAAGCAAAGGCGGGAUGACUUGGUGGGAUUUGGCAGAUGGUCUUUGACGGAAGGCCUGAGCGACAGACCUAGAAACAUUUGCACCACUGACAGCUAAAGAUUCUCAACGCCUAUCUUGCUCGAGCAUCAUUUUCGAAGCUAAUUCAAGUAUUUCAACGAUUCUUAGAUGAACUAAUAAUGAGCUCACAGAAGGGUCUUUAAACUGCUUCCAUAGCUUUUUAAACCCGCUUUUAAUAAAAUGUAGGACAGCGGGGGAAGUGACACUCGAUUUAAACAUCUUACGUUGAAUGAGGUCGAGAAGACCCUCUGUUACGCACUGUCAUAUAUCGUGGAAAAAAUUUAGCUCAUUAUUUGAAAAAAAUAUUGUGCCGAUCAAGAAUGUUUUUAAAAUUAUUUAUUAACUGCUUGUUAAUAUUAGUAAAGUCAAAAGUGCUGGGUUGUACUGUAGGCUUUGCUGAAAUGCAUCUGGAAGGCGACAAUGAACUACUGCAUGAUCACUUGCAAAAAGGUCACUAUAGAAACACAUAGAUGCCAUUAGUAAAAAUUAACUCUAAUAGACUAUCAUUUCUGGUCUAAGAGCGAACUAAUUGAGACAAUUUGGAAAGGCGAAUGGUGUUUAGAAGCCUAUGAAGUCUAGGAGAGGAAGGGUGGGUGUGUGCCAGUCAAUUUCUGUCACAUUAGAAUCACCUACGAUCAUUUUGACAUCGAUAGAAAGCUCUAAAUAGCCUUGAGAUGUUUACGUUCUAAAAGCGGGCAAGAAUGAUAAGAAACCAUACUCGUUCCCUGAAAGUCAUACGCUUAUUUUCGUGGUCUUAUUGUCUUCUUUUAGCUUUCCUAAUCUGGGUUAAUCCUCUUUGCACUGCACACAGUUCCACGUUGAAACUAGGGUACACAAACUCCCACAGGCUCAAGUUUCGUUCCUGGGAAGCUUUUAGAAGAAUCAAAUUACUAUUAUGGGGUCUUUGUCCUCUGAUUACUUCACAUGUCUUUUAGCUUGACUGACUUGAUGUCGCACUCAAAAAUACUUUUAGUGCGUUCAGAUUUUGGAGCGUAAGACAAAGUCGUUCGUUCUCAAGACCUGGCAGUUGGUUUGUUUUUGGGUGAGGACCUCAGUACUUUCUUCAUGAUUUCCGUUUUUAGUGACUGUCCCAUUUGUAUUUAGUGCCGAAAGUUUUGUGCGCGCUUAUCUUGUAAAUAGCUUCUGCCUGCAGUCAAAAAUUUGCUUGCCUAAUGAAUUCUCGUUCUCCUCUAUUGCGGACAGUAAUGUUAGAUGCAUCUACCUACGAUCGAAAACUGCGUGGUAUCAUUCAAUGAAAAAACAACCCAGAUGACUUAAUCAGGAUUCACCCAAAACUAUGCCGAAACAAUAUUUUCGGGUAUAUGAAAAACAACUUCCCUAGUAGCAUUUUAGUUGCCCAGGGCUAGCCCGUCGCGGGCUAUUCUUGUGAUUGGCUGACUCUUUUCGACAAUCUCUCCGUGCAGGAAUUUUUUCUUGUGACUGGCAUCACACACGCCGUCAGCCAAUUAGAUUACUAGCCCCGAACUAGCCCACAAAUCCAAACGGUCAACCAAAUGUCUAGCCCUGGGCGCCUAAAUGCUACCAUGGUUGUGUGUGUCUGCGCCCACGAAAAUUUGUGGCGCCUACAUCGAGAAUCACGAGAAAGCAUAGACGACUAAACGGACCCGCCCCUCCUUAUUCUUAGGAUUGCGUCUCCAUCGACUAGGUUGGUAAGUGGGCCAGCAGAAGUCAAGGGGUACCUAUCGCGCUGAGAUCCAAAUAAUGUCUCAGAACCGGAAAUCCUAUGCUCAGGUUACCCAAAAUUCUUUCCCCAACCGUAGCUACGCAUAUAAAUUUUGCGCAACACCAUCCUUGGGACGGCCAUAGUUGCAACUGAUUGGAAGCAGACCUUAGGUAACUCUAACCAAGCAGGUACCCUAGUGACCGGCAACAAAGUGUUGUUCAGUCAGCCUCACUAGUCUUGGAGGAGGUAAUCCGCGUUCGUCUGUGCUAGUUCUGUUCAGGUGGAGAUUUAUAAGCCUCGGCCAGCACGGUUUCCAUACGGAACCGUCAAAGGCAUUGCCUAUUAUCUUCAAAUAUGCCAAACGAUAUCCUACCAGCUUCCUCAUUACAGCAGAAAUCCCGAGCAGGAAGAUAGACAGCAAGAGAUACGUUGAGUCUUUUUGCUUCAUCCCAGUAUGGCCAUUCUCGGCUUAUUGAAAAGCCUUAUGGAUAUAGUCUAGCUUGGAACAUCAUCAACUAUGUUAAUAGCUCCCUGGAACACUGGAUCUUACCUCACCGGUACAUAGCAGGGUUCCUAAAAAGUCUGUGCUGAGGAUGUUGCUCUUUGCGUUACUGAGCCGGCAGGAAUAAUGUCAAAUACCUGUCAAGUGUUUGCAGAUGACAUCACUUUUUUAGGUCAAGAAUGUAUGCUUUCAUCGGAGAGGAUCUUGUUCAAGUUCUUGAAUGGAUUGACCAAUGAGAUACCGAAUCAGACACGCGAGAUUUCCAGUUUCCCGCCAGUAACCCAGAAUUAGGCUUCGAAAUGCGUCUGCACACAACAUUAAGUAACGAAGGGAUCCCAUAAACCAUGUCAGCUACCGGUUUUGAAGUAGAAUUUCCGUCAGUUUGGUACCAUCCUAACAAAUCAAACAAGUUGCUGAGACUAGAAGUAAACUUUCCCUUAUUAGACGUUUCCGUCGCCUCACUGAACGAAGCCUUGCCUACCGUACAUUAAAUUUGCUCGGCCACACCUCAAAAACUGCUCAUAGACGCCGUCUCCGUGCUUCGUAUGUUCCACUGAGGAUUUUGGAGAAAGUUAAAGGCCACAUGACUAGUAUUGUACUCCCCUUUCGACAUACAAACCCGGAGCAGCGCCUAAACAGGCACAAAUUCCUUACACUGUAGCAGCGCAGUCAACGCGCCGACCUUAUAAUGAUAGUUCGACCGUCGACUUUGACGAUGUUCAGUAUUCUUCACAAUAGGGUGAGAGCAGGGGCGGGGAUUUGCGCGCGAAAUAGCUUAUUGUGAUUGUAGACUUGCGCAGCAUCUACCGCACUCUCUCCUAUUUCCCCAUCAAGAUCUGGUAUCAAAACGGCCAGGAAGACGGGGGCGGAAUAGAGCACAGGUAGCUGGCGCGGUGAGAACCCGUGCCUGUGCUUGUCACCACCCCCUUGAUCCACAACGGACAAUGACCAAGAUCUCAUAUCGCAGGCAGGAGGAGACCUCCUAGAGGAGACCAUUCUAGACCCUAGUCACUGUCCGAGCCGAUCGGUUGUCUGGUGCGGGGAGUGAGCUCCCUGGCUGUCAUAGCUAGUGACCUCAUCUGCACGUGCCUCACCCACUAUCUAACCCUCUAAACACAGGCACCAAGAUUUCCAGUAGAAGGGAAUGGGCGGCAUGAGUCUCAUAUGCUUGAGGGUGCCAGAGGUCACGCUAAAAGGGAGCCAUUACAUCCUAACUCUCAGUCUGUCAGUCGGCCACUCCGCACAAACACUGCUCUGACCGCGAGGUCUUAGUUCCAUCGUCAGUUGUCAACCUUCCAAGCCACAACGCUUGGCGCGCCGUGAUAGUCUCAGAUUCGGAUCAUAUAUGCAGCCGAGGAACACACUUCCCACUCACUUGAGACGUGCUUAUUACGUGCUUGCGUUGUGUAAUGUUAGGUGUGGUCAUGUAUGCUGUAGGUGCUGGUGAGGAUAGAUGUGAUGGUAUGGUAUAGCCUGGGGUAUUCUGCCGCAGGUUUUCAUGAAGGCGUAUGUGAGCUAACAAGUCCAUGCUGUGAGCAAAUGUGUGUGGACAGUGUGGCGGAUGCGACGAGUGUAUGUCGGGGUUCGGGGAACUGGUUCACCGAUCACAGUUCGAUGGAAUCGCAAGUUGCCGACCAGGUCAAUGCGUGAGGUGAAUGUGCGGUCGCAAUGAGGACAGGUUGGGGUCGAGUCCCCACUGCUGGUCUUUGGGGCGGAGGUGGUGAAGAUAGUAGUUGAGGGGGCGUUGGCUACCGUAUCAUCACUGGUAGGAGCGGGAGAAGUGGCGGCGUUGAUGGAAAUGGCCGCUGUGAUCGGCGCAGGGGUUGAGGAAAGGAGGAUGAUGUCGAUGAUCGAGGGCGGCGGGACAUCGGCAAUGUGAUUAACGGUGAUGAGGAUGGCUGCCGUCGUGGGAUUUGAGGCAGUGGUGGCAGCAGGGGUGUUCGUAGGAGGAGGAGUUGGUGUUGUUGAGUUGUUGUUGCAUUGCAUCCCAAGCUUUCUGGCAAGGCCGAUUCGCGCCCAAAGUAUGCGUUGGCAGCGUGGGUAUGUUGAAAGCGGUUGGCUGUUGGCGUUGUAAAUCCGAGGUGCCUGUGACUUGGGAGCCGCCUUUUUGACUUUGGCGGCGGCGAUCUGGUCUUCACUGCUCUUCUCCAGGCCGGUCUGUCCUGGCUGAGGUCCUCUCAGGUGUCCGGUUUGAUAUGCAGUCGCAUCAGAGAGUCCUUUAAAGUGUAUUUGUAGUGCCGUUUUCGUCCUCCCUAUCGGUGAGCAACCGUAGCGACAUCUCUAUAGAAGAAUCUUUAGGUAGUUACACGUCGUCCAUCCUCACUAGGUGGCCGCUCCGCCGCAGUCGCGGUUGUCUCAACAUGGCGUGGGUGCGGAGGAUUCAGGUCCGGUCCAGAACUUCCGUGUCCGAGAUCCUGUCCUGCCAUUUCAGCCUCUGUACUCUGCGAAUGCAGCUGAGAUAGAAGUGAUUGAGCUUCUUGGCAUGGCUGAAGUAUACGGUCUAGGUCUCCACUCCGUACAGAAGUGUCGUCAAGACGACGGCUUUGUAAGCCAUUAGUCUGGUGUUCAGUUGAAAGCUAUGGCGAUUCCACACGGAGGCUUGCAAUUGGCCGAAGGCCUGGCUGGCUCCGGAGAGCCGAUGGACAACCUCGUCGUCGAUUUCUGUACUGCGUGAGAGUGCACUUUCUAGACAAGCAAAGUUAUCCACGGUUUUAAGUUGGGUUCCGUGGACAUUGAUUCGAUGAGUGUUGUAUUUCUUGUCGGGUGACGGUUGGCACAUGACAACCGUUUUGCCCGUGUUGGUUUUUAUUUCGAAGUUGGCGCACCCGGCGGCGAAGAGGACCAUGCUCCCUUGCAUGUCCUCUUUAAACGUGAUGUUGGACGUACAGUCGUCCGCGAAGAGCGGGUCUUGGACAGUAUUCGUAGAUAUUUGCGUUGGAGUCUGCAUGUGCCCGAUGUUUAGUAGAUGCUCGUCAGUUCUGCAGACGAUAUGCAUCCCAGGGCGCUCAUCGCGGCAGGCGUUUAUCAGCCUGGCGGAGAACAUGAGACUGAAGAGAAUGGGAGCGAGUACGCAGCCCUGCUUCGAUCCAUUGGCCAUUGCGAAUGCCUCGGAGAUUGCCCCGUUGUCCGUGGGGCUCCCCAUCAUCCAGUCGUGGAGUUGACAUAUCAAGUGCGUGAAUCGCUCAAGACAGCCGAAUUUCUGCAUGAUUUUCCACGUUCCAUCAUGAUGCACCGUGUCAAAGGCCUUGACCAGGUCUACGAAGGUAGUGUAGUGGUGGGUUCGCAUCUUCGGACAAUUCUCUUGUAGGUGGUGAGCGGCGAGGAUUAUGCAAAUGGUUCCGCUGUGUCAUCGAAAGACAUACUAGUUUGCCGGAAGCGGCCCUUGCUCACGGUGGCUUCUGAGACGAUUAAGAGAAAGGCAAGCGAAGAUCUUCCUGGCGAUGUUGAGCAACUAGAUGCAUCGGUGGUUAUCACAGAGUUGCUAGUUUCCUUGGCGCUUGUAGAGGUAGAUGAUAGUCUCGUCCCAUAAGCCCGCAACGUAAUAUUUCCCGAUGGCAGGAAAGGGACAAACAUUGUCUUUCUACUUGUAUGCUUGGCGCCACUACUAAAUAAAUAAUAGAUACCCGCUUGUGCGACCUUCUCCCCUGCCUAAUACUUCAUUUCAUUGCUUGCGUUUUAUGGCUUUCGCCCGUUUCCCACCUAAUUUAUCACUUGUCGUUUGGAGAAUUUUUAUUAUGGCCGCAGUAUUAUCACCUCUGUUGCGCUAUUUUUGGUGACUGCAGUUUGCCCGUUUGCCAGUUGCCCUGCCCGUAUCAUUGGAUUUGAGAUUUUCACCGGCCACUGCGGUGCUCAGGCCAGAUUUCGUAUCCGUGCGGCAUACUGUGUGACAGUCUGUUGCUUUAGCUCAGUCGCCUGCAUCCUUCUAGCAUUGGCGCUCAUGGUCUGCGACUUCCUUUUUGGGACACUGGAGAGUUGACUUAUUUCGCAGGCGAUUAUCGCUAUAGGCCGUUCCAAUGCCUACCAUUCAUGGAUACGCCGCGUAACCCCUGAGGGCUACGUCAAAAUACCUUCCAAUUGUUUUGGACAGCAUGCAUGCCGCCAUUUGUUCCCAUGUGUUGUUGCUAUAUCGCCUUCCGCUAUACACCAUUAUCCACUCCGUUUGAUUUAAAUAACUGGAUAUUUUGACUCUUGAACCAAGCUUUUAUCUUCAAGCCAAAAUAUUCUGUGGAAAAUGACCAUUUCUGACGGUGUGCGAACUGGUCAAUAAACAGUCGACACUUUGUUUUCUUCACUUAACAUGUACCGCUGCCUGGUGAGUCAUUAGGUGAAAAACGCGGUUCUAUGAUCGCCAGUUUUUUGCGGGUGCAAGUCCUAAUCUGCCUUUUGAAUACUAAAAUUCAGAUCUCCAACUGUAUCCUAUUUGCCGCGUUGUCGCACCCUCUCAUUGUUUGAAGCUGCCUUGCUCUCCUUUUGUCUGCACAGCCACUUUUCAAGGCCAUUUACUCCUCUCUUUCUCCCUCUCUUUCACCACAACAGUACUAUCGGGAAACGAAUGCCUACGUACGAUUCUGUAGUCUUGGGCGAGAAGACGCCUAUAGUGUUUGAUUUCGGUUCUGCGUGUAUCAAGUAAGCUUCCCCUCAUCCACCCAUCCACCCACUUCACCCAGGUGUGGAUUUGCAGGAGAGGCUUGCCCUCGUUUUAUUCUUCCUUCUCCCUUUGGAGACCCAGACUUGAAGGUAAGUGUCUUUAUGCGUUGUCUCCUACUUAGGACUUAUGGGAAUUUGUGAACAUUGGCACAGAAAUGCCUAAGCUUGACCUUAGCUACUGAAAUUUUUAAACUCGCGUUCGCGUGUUCUGGAGACCGAGCCUUCACGGUCUGAACUCGCGGUGUACGGGAGCAUUAAGCUAGCAUGGCGCCCAUCUGUCCGACAUAACUACAGGGCGGAAUGUAGGUUCUCCUAAUUGUCUUGGAACUCCGGUCUAGGCACCACCCAGACGGUAUCACAUCAAUGAGCUAUCAGUGUUUGAGACACAAUACCAAAAACAGGGAAAACUGGAGUGGCAAUUUGUCUUUUUUGCUGUUUUCAUCCAGCCAAACCCCAAACUCAGGCCGAAACGACUGAAUUCCCUCCUGCGACCAGGCUAAAACAUCGAACGUCACAAUUAAGUAACUGAAUUGUCUCUGUCUCAACCAACGUGUGUCCCUGGCGCAACCACCACUUGAGCUAGAACUCUAACCUCGUGUCUCGUGGCCUGGAGCUAUCGCAUAACUGACUGACGACGGCAAAUACAUCUUCCAUGGCCAUUUUAUUCUCUUCGGUCUUUUUGAUAACAUUUAACGGUGGUGGAAAGGCCCACACUCUCUCUUAGCUGGUCUUAAUGAAUUAGACGUCAAGGGGAGGUCAACUAUUCAACUUUAUUUGGCGUAACCUACCCUUUAGUCAUGUAGUUUUUAAUCGCGUCAUGUCUCAACUGCUGCUACUUUGUCCGAUAAUACAUUACUCCUCUCCCUGUCACCAUUUAGACUCCAAACCUUCGGGAACUUCUAAAAGAACUCAUUCACCGGCUCUGUUAUAGGCAAGUCUGCCUGCCCAUGUAUUCGGAACCUCUCAACUUCUAGGUACCUCAUUGUGAACCCCAAGGAUCGUCGUGUUGUAGUGAUAGAGUCCAUUAUGACACCCUCCAAAUUCAAGGAAACAUUGGGUGAAAUUCUAUUUAUGCACUUUGAGGUUUGUGAUCCGUCCAGUUAAUCCUCUCACGUCUUUGUUCAACAGGUGCCCUCCAUCGUUUUCGCUCCCGCUCAUGUUGUUUCUCUUUUCACCCUCGGCAUUUCAACUGCCAUGGUUCUUGACUGUGGUUAUAGAGAGGCACUGGUGUUACCUGUAAGCCAUUUCCUUCUCUUUUGCAGUGUCCUUCACGGUCUGUAGGUCUACGAGGGAUUUACCAUACUUGGCGCCUGGCAGUCGGGCCCACUGGGUGGAAAGCGCAUCCAGAGGUAGCAACUUGGCAGUUUUUACUUCUGUCUCUUUCAAAGGAGGUUACCGUUAAAUUUAUGUUUUCCUUCAGGAGCGAAAGUGCAGGUUUUCCUCCACCAUCCAUGUCGUUGUUGCUACGCUAAGCACCAAUACAGGUUUUGUCGGUCUAAUAGUCCCAGAUAAGAGUCGUUUAUGUUCAUGGUAGCCCACGGGAAUACUUUACGUACGAAGUCCUCAGCCUGUGGAAGGGAUACUCGUGCCUGAGGCGACGACAGCCUCAUUGGUUGGCAGCCGACAUUCCCCUAGCCUUAAGACAGUGGUGGUAUGUAGCUUUCCUUUAUUAGUAAUCGAUCUGCCUGGUCGGCGCCAAGCCACACCUGAAGGCGUUGCCUGUGUAUGGUUUACGACCGGUCAUUCGAUAGACCUGAUAGUCUGCUUAUUUCGCUGUGGGUCAUCGACAAAAACUACUUCACUGCCCGUCAAAUGUCAGUCCACUGGUCAGCCCGAAGCCAAAUGAGAAUAAUCCUCCAAGCGGACUACACUGCACCAAAUAAAGCAUUGUGCGCUGGCUGAAGCGAAGUCACGGGCGGCUGAAGUAGUUUGGAUGCGCUCUUCGACUCCAGCAGUAUUGUCCGAAGUUGCUGCCUAACGCGAGGCGACGUUCAUAAAGGUAUGGUGUUAAUUGUUGGAUCUACGGUAUUCUGUCUUCGUUGUUGAAGACGGACGGGUGUACAGCGCAAAACAUCGGCUGCCGCAAAUAAUGCAUGCUCUGCUUACUAAGAGUGCAACAGGCCAGACGCAGACGGCUGUUUCACGGUCGUUACCGAUCAUCAGUGCGUCGUAGGCCUUAUGCACGCAGAAGUACCAUUCACAACGCCUUUGAAGCCUGCUAGAUCGAACAUGGCAAUAAUGCGAGUUUUGUGGUUUCGAAUGGCCACUCGAUUUUCCGUUUAACAUGGUUUUCGCUCCAAACUGUUACCUUUCUUAUGUCCGGCUUUAACUGAGAGUCAUGAGACCCAUCUUACAUGGUUUUUAUAGUCGGAGAGCGCUCUAAAAUGCUCUUUUUGGAACUAUAACUUCUCAUUGAGACCGCUAUACUUUAUCGGUUCUACUUGACCUGUCGUCAUGCUGCCACCCAACAAUAGACAACUUAUAUCUAACCUUGAAAAUUUAAGGCGGACUUCGAAUCUAUCUCAGGAUUGUCCCAGCAUGUCAAAGUUAUUUCGGAACAUACGAACCAGCAGGGCAUUUUAAUGCUGCAGCCCUCCUUAUGAUUGGGACUGGUCCCCGUCUCGAACAAGGGACCACCAACAGGCAACUGAUAGCACCUGACGUCGGAGCCCCGCUAAUGCAUGUAACAACUUUCGUCAUUGUUGAUUUAGUCGUCUAUGUGCUGCGGAUUGACUGCAUCACGAUCAGUUGCCUUACACUGUUGUUUCUCUGUCGCAACGCAGACCGAAGACUGCAGGGUUAAGGGUGCACUUGACGUUGCCUUUCACAAAUUAUACUUUUUAGCUGGACCACCCCAACCCCGUCGCAAGACAGAGUCGGGUCCGGACUAUAUAACAUCCAGGACGAUUUAGCCGUCAUGUUGGUAAAUCACUUGGCGGCACCAUGCCUGCCGGCAAACAUGGAAGACGCAGUUGGCGCGUUGCGUUCCUAACCUAUUACAUAGGACAGUUAUUACGAGACUCGUCCGAAGACACGAUUUCGGAGAAAAGUACCUGAGUGCCAGCGAUCAGUUGCCUUCAGAAGAUGCAUUUCUUAUGACAACACACUCGUGCUUAAUAUCCAAAAAUUAAACGUUUCGGUAGGGCACGGGAAUAAGGACCCAUCCGUAUUACAAGUGGCCUUGCGCUAAAUUCCAGGAUGUUAGGGUUAGGGUUGGUAGGGCCAGAGUUAUGAGGGUUAGUUUUAAUUUGGAGAGUUAGUUUUAGAAUUAAAUUUGCCACUCGGGAAUAGGCAUCCCCUGGGACUUAGCGCAAAGCCACCUGUAGCACGAGAGGGAUCCUUCCAACCAAAUUUGACUCACUUGUCUUCAGUCCCCUUUCUGCCUUAACCCCGAUUCCGGAAGCUUCGACGCCCACUUAAUCAGCUGAUCGAUUCGACCCUCCCUGCAUGUCAGAAAGUUGAACUUAAGGCAUCAGAGAUCGUCCUUUAACCCCAGAAAUCACCCCUCUGCUGUGGCUGGACACCCCCUGAUGAUCGUCUUCCUUUUGGAGAUGUUGAUAUUUAGGUUCACGUCGGCCACGUUCGCGCUUAUCUGAAACGCUUCAGACUGCGUUUCUACAAAGGAGCUUGACAGCACCAAAACGCCAUCAGCUUUUUCAAGAACCAUAAUGCGUGUGAACCGCAACCUCAUAUAGCAUCGGCGUAAUUUGCAAGUGUGCGCCGCAGAAUAUAGUCUCACCCUGUCAAACAGAGUUGACAGGAAAACGUAGCCUCGGCGAACACCCUAGGUUGGGCUGUGGAAGUUACUCAGCUAAUCAUUCUCACGGCCUUUGGUCCUGCUUACUUCUCACCGUAAAAUUUUUCGUGCGGACCAUUCUCAUCAUUAUUGGCGUUGUUGUUGCCAGCUCGCUAGUCAUCGUAUGGCUAAUUGGGACUGGUGGACAGGACACACUUCUUUGACUGAAAACAUCGCCAAUGAAGUGCUGCUAUCCAUAUCGUACUUUAAGAGUUUUGUCUGUGUCAACUUGGGUAGUGUUACGGGCCUUUAGGCGCCUCGAUGUUUUCUAUCCCAGGCAUCCUUGGAGGUGCAGGAACGUUCCCACUAGACAUCAGAAAACGCCCUCAAGACGAUGUCGAUUUGGCCGAUGCCUCUGCUUUAUUGAUUAUUGUCCCCGCUUGUGUCAGGAGAAGGGCAAGAGAGGAGCACAUAGGGGUCAUUCGAGACGCUUACUGUUUGUCGUGCAUUAGCGCUAUUUUCUGGUGUUCUAUUGAUUAGCAACCUAUUUACUAUCUCAAUUGUCAACUCACAACCUUCAAUAUGCACAAACUACUGCCAACGUGGCUCAGGUGUUGCAACUUAGCCAAGUUUAGCAUGAACUGGGGUGGAAUCCUAAAUUGGAGAAUUUAGAGCGGACUUUGUCGAAAAACCUCAAGUAAUGGGACAUAGAAAGUCCUUAGCACUCUCAGGCGCAGCACCUUUCGUGUUCAGUUAUUGACAUAGAUGUAAUUCAGGAAUGUACCUUGCAUACAUGAUUUUCCGAGUAACUUUCCCUCCAAAUUUCAUUUUAGUGAUCUUGAAAAACAACUUCGUCAAUCCGCCUACCUGGUGGACGUGAGUUCCACAGAGCAACAGCAAAUACCUUUUGAUAGCGGUAAGCUGUCUUUGCUUCGCAACGAAUCUUCUCAACCCUUACCCUCAUGUUUUAGAACAUGUACAGUUAUCAGAGAGCCGUCUGGAGGACAUAAAGGGUAGGUUCUGCGUGUCUCCUUAAUGCUGUGCCUCACACAGUGCGCGCCUGUUUUGUCAGUCCAGCAGAAAGGGCCGCUUUGUGGAAUAACUGGCGCCUGUUAACCAAGGAGGGCACCGAACCGCACGACAACAUUCCCUUGCCCGAAUACGCGGAGGAGUCUUUUGCCUACCCGCUAGGCGACGACGGCGGUCAGUGUCUGCGGAUACCCUCGAGGCUACGGGAGACGGCCUGCGAAGGCCUCUUCACAGGAGACACCGACAACGUAACUCUGCACACGCUCAUCCUAGAGUCCCUCCUCCUCUGUCCAAUCGAUUGUCGUAGGUAUGUUUCCGCCCGCCCUGCUAGCUUGGAUUUGUCCUCAAUUGGCCACCUUCAAAUCCUUCGUCAUUAAGAUAAUAAUAAGCCUUCGUAGCAGUGUUAUGCUUCUCUUCACUGUCCCUGUAGUCAGCAAUUGAUUGACAGUGCAUCUUAGUGUUCUGACCGUCACUCACUCUGAAUCCCAUUGUGCUACAGUGAAGCCAGCAGACUGAGAUGAGGGUUUGAGGCGGUCGUUAGCAUAACAUAGCAGCUAGUUGCAGUAGAACGCGACGGCUGUCAGAACUCACUUUGCAAGACGCUUCCCUGCAAUCACUUGGCUAUGCGCCUUUCGUCCACGAAGGCCCGCUGUGUAAGUAGGUCUUCACUUAGCCAGCAUUUUUAGACCGUCGGCAAAACUUGGCCAUAACCUAGUGGCUACCUGGCGACAUGUGUAUCUGUUUAUAGCAUAGGCGAUGGUCUGCUUCCCCAUUCCAAUUGCAUCUACGCCAACUUACUCAUCCGACGCUUUCCAGCCUUUACCAGCCUUUCGCUUUUGGCAGCCAGAUUCGCGACCGAUACUGACCGGACGCCCGAAGCCGUUCAGAGCCACUUCAGUGCCAAAUAUUAUCACAGUGAUGGUGGUGAUGAUGUUGAUGAUGAUGAUUAUUAUUAUUAUUAUUUACGCAGCCUGCCAAUCCAUUACUGCCUUGUCGGCUUCCGUUGUCCGCAGAAAGACUGGUGGUGAUAAUUUCCUACUAAAUGAAAGGAGCUGUCCUUCUUUCACUAGUGGUGCCUCCUCAGUUUUCACCAGCGAUGGGAUUUGUUCCUCCCACUGCUGUACAAACAUCAGUCAGAUUGCGUUCCAUGUACCAUUGCGGUAAACCGUGGCAAUAUUUGUGUGCAGUUAGCGUCACUACUUAACGAACUCGAGCUGUGACAGAUUUCGCAUUGGGAGGCUUGUCUGCUGUGAGCAAGGCCUCGGCCCCGUUUAGUCGGCAUAAUUCGCCACCAUUAGUUUCUUUUCGUCGCACGAAGCAGACGUCCUUUGGACUGAGCUAUCCUCAUGCCAUCCCCAGGAGUACUUUGGUUGACCACUUCCGUUUGUCCAACUACGUUUCUGUUUAGUGUUCAACCGUGUGUCCCACGACGAGGUAGUCUCAGGGACGGUGAUUUGUGCUCGAAUUAGUUCAUAGUGCUCAUAGAUUUGCGUAGCAUUUACCACACGCCCUCUUCCUCCACCAUCCUGGGACCGGUGACAAGACGGUGGAAUCGGGCGCGGUGGUUGACAAAGCUAAACAGCCAUAGUGACAGCACAGGUAUUAACUAAAAGCCCAGACACAUUUUUCGGCGAUCUUUUAUCGCCGAAUGACGUAAGCGUAAGGGGCUCGGCUCAUCCACAAGUCCUCCAGCGUUCCUCGUGUGCAUUUUGACAUAUAGACUCCAGUUUCAGUACUGUCCCUUCCUUGGAUGUUAAUAUCGGUUUUUGAAUAAAUCCUCCGUAACGAAGCUUCUUUGGCUCGGUUCGAAAGCUGAUAAAUAAUAUUUGUGCUGAAAUCUAUCAGCUACUGCGAAAUAACCGCAUAAUAUUCAUAUCAGCCUUUGUUCUGGCGGAUUUACUGCAAGUUCGCCUGCUAUUUUCCGGCUCGGAUCCCAUCUGAGUGGGGGUGCUAUUGCAGCCUGACUCUCCGUUCUGAGGGGACCGAGUUCUGCCGUCAGUCGGCAGCCUUCCAGACCACGACUUUUAGUGCAUCGUAAUAGUUUAAAGGCUCGCCAGAUUGUUUAUGGCUUAAGGCCAUGGUUAGCAGCCACCACCACCUGCACAAGGCACAUGGAGCCACCUAUCAUCCCGACACGAUAUACCACCUAACAGGACAUCCCUAGAUCCUUGAUGAGGUCCGGGCAACGCCCCAAGCUCUCUACUUUUUCUUUUGCCUUCACUCCGGAUGCCAGGUUGUCUGAAGCAUAAUAACUUUGCCCUGCGGUAGAGCAAUCGGAAUAUCUAGCUAACAUGACCAGAAGCUGAUUUCAACAACUGGAUCACCGCUGAACACUACCCCAUAAUGGACCUUAUAAACCCCCCAGUAGUCAAAAUAACAAGAAAAUCGAGAAGACUGCAUCAUAGAGCUCACAUUUCCCGCCUGUAUCGACCAUACACUCGCUGGCUGCUACGGCCAGUCUGGACUUGUGUAGAAAUCUAGUCACUGUCGUUUACGUGAACUGACUAAAACACUAACAGUCUUAAUACUAGCCUAUCCGCUGGCCGUAAAUCUCUGCACAGUUUCCCCUCAGCCUUUAACUAAGCUAGCACGAAAACUUUCGGGUUUUUUCCGCAAAAGCGCCUGACGAAUUUGCUCUACAGUUGCGUGAAGUGAUGCUCACUGUUGAAUUUUGUCAGAGCGCAAGCUUUUUCACCGGUGUGCCAGUUCAUUACAGACAGUAUUUAGUGCCAUCUAAACUAGCCCUUUCCAAUUGCGUCUCCACAGGAUCUAAAAGCAAAAUAUUGCGUGUAAUGACUUUCGCUACAUAGAUAGGGCUCCGUCUCCAGCGCCCACCGGCGUGGUUUUCCACGGAACAGUUUCCUUCUUAUGUGAAAAAAAAACACAACUGCCUAUUUUGCCUGUACAAAGUCAAUGGCUCAGCUUCCAUUGAUGCUGACAGAAUGUCAUUGGCCACCGAUGACUGUCACCACUGUCGAGUUAAUGCUAGCUCAUACAUCCCAUGCAUCACAGACUAUCCGAUUCCGAGCCCAGAUGUUCGAUCUUCACGCUCGGCUUCCUCGCUGCCCGAGUUUUUGUUUCGUCAUUCCUUCCUCACUUUGUUGAAUUGCCAGAAAGACCCUAUGGUGACAUGGGAACGAUCGGACCAAAUCGUCCGAAACGUCCAGAGUAAGGUAACGGGUUAUCAACCGGCACCGAAGUUCCGUCAGACGGCUCUCUUGUAUUCUGCGAUGCAGUCACCAUCUGCGCUUGCCUCUGUCCGGGUCUGCAGUCUGUGUGCCUUUUACGUAUUGCACAAUCUACGCCAUCCAUGCAUUCCCUUUAACUUUUUUUAACUCCUUCAGGCAGCUGAUUGAAAACAUUGUCUGUAUCGGUGGCACCUGCAUGACGCCCGGUUUUCUACAUCGCCUCAAUGAGGAAAUUAAGAGUGCCCUCGAGUUGCCACGUUACGCCUCCAUUGCCGCCCUGAAAGACUCCAUCAAGUUCCAUAAUCCACCGUCGAAAGCCAAUUAUACCGCCUGGCUUGGGGGUAAGGCGCUAUCGCUCCUCUGGAUUGAGUCCAAACCCCUCUUUUGUGUUUGUUUUCCUGCCAGCUUAUACUGCCGUCUAGGUCUGUUAGGUAUUUGGUCCCGUGACGUUGCUUUUCCUGUCUAACCAGAACUUAUGUCGCUCUGGUCUCAUUUAAUAACUUUUUACUUCUCUACCUGUCCUCCGUCUCACCUUUCCAGCUUUAUGAAUUAUUUUCAAUCCUUCCCAGACGUUUACCUAAAUAAUUGACAGCUUAAACCACUGCGACGAAGAGGCGAAAAGCUGUUCUGUGUGCAUAGCGACUAAUUGAGUAAACGACCCUUCUAUGGGAUGCCAUAAUUUCAGUAGCGAUACGGUUUUACAACCCUCGGUGAAUGAGCUAAUCGGAGUGUCGUGUUCAAGAGAGUUCAAAAUCGGUGCGUGUCUGAACUAGCCACAGGAGGCCUAUUUCUGGCCAUCCGCUGUGAUAGUAGCACUGAAGUCUAUACAAAGUACAGUUAAGUCCAGGCGUUCAACUACUGGCAUCAGCCGAGAUAUUACCUCAGUAUAGCUGACUUGAAAGCUUGUUCUGAAUUAUUUAAGUCUUUAAUCCUCCGAGGAGGCUCUUUGCUGGCUGUUCUAUGGAGCCUAUGAUAAUCUCUGCCACUAAAUCCAGACAUGUUUAAAAUUCACGACCAAACACAGGGGAUCGUGCUAAGGAAAGCACUUGGUUCAUUUUCGGCCAUUGCUUUGCACCUAACGGACCGACUUGAAACACGUCUGCUACCUUAACAUCUAGGUGAUCAUUAUUCACGGUUACCCUUAGUCAUGUGAGCUAUCGGUACAUUUCCUUAUCGAGAUUGCAGUCCGAAGAAAAAUUCCAUUAAACUGCCUUUUGUUCAGUGCAUUCCUCUUCCUUUCUCCACAAUGAAAUGACUUCUGCUCUAAGUUUGUCUGAUUUUCGUAAGUCGCAUAGUCAACGUUGCACCAUAGUCAUUUUACUCACACUUCUCUUUAAUUCAAAUCCCUACAGGAUCCAUAUUCGGAGCCCUCGAGAGUCUUCCCGGUCGAUCUUAUAGCCGAAGCAAGUACUUAGAACAGAAGACAAUUCCUGAUUGGUCGACAAUCUGGGAGACAGACACCACCGAAAAUAGAGAUUUCAUACAUACGCGUUAG
Molecule: messenger RNA, 17850 nt
Organism: Spirometra erinaceieuropaei
Lineage: Eukaryota; Metazoa; Platyhelminthes; Cestoda; Diphyllobothriidea; Diphyllobothriidae
Source: the annotation of a GenBank genome assembly